Messenger RNA from Coccidioides immitis RS, 838 nucleotides. RefSeq names its product cytochrome c oxidase assembly protein. The transcript is spliced from 2 exons. Gene Ontology annotation, cellular component: mitochondrion. NCBI's taxonomy places the organism in Eukaryota, Fungi, Ascomycota, Eurotiomycetes, Onygenales, Onygenaceae. The record is from RefSeq and is a predicted model, not a curated record. Gene Ontology annotation, biological process: mitochondrial respiratory chain complex IV assembly. Bases 103 to 372 code for a protein of 89 amino acids.
CAGUCCAGCUUUUCAUCUCCAGGAUCAAGAGAUUCCCGAUUUACGAAUUAAUUUGGACUGGUUUGAAGUUUGCAUGCCUGUUUUCUCAAAAGCAAGGUCACAAUGUCGCGGGCUUCGAAAAUUACAUUCGCAUGCACCUCGCUCGCGACCGCAGGCAUAGUCUAUUUUGUUCACUGGUCCCAGGAGGCAGAUAAAGCUGCGAUGCAUGCUGGCGUGCUGAGAGAUCUCGAAAACCAGAAGGUUAAGCGCGAACGACAGUUGGAUUUUGAGAUGCAGAGGCGAUUGGAGGAGGAGUAUCGGAAGAUUCAAACAGUAUCGGACGGGAGUAUCCCGGCCGCUAGUGGCAGCACAGGAGUGAGCCCAGGAACUUAGCCUGUGAGCUUCCAGCGCAACCAAUCGCAAAAAAUCUGCAGGGUGGAAAAAUCAACUACCCCUCUUCCCGGGACGCCAGCCUGAGUUACUUUCUCGAUUCAGUGCACCGCUCCUCUACCACUAGGGGUUCUAUCCGGCCUCCCAAGGACUCUGAGAAAUCGACCGCGGGAAACUAUGUUUAUUCCGAAACUUCUCCGAAAAGACACUCUUCACUCACGGAUAUUCCACACGCUCGCUGCGUGCCAUAUAUUUCCAUAUAUGAAUUGAAGCUUGGAUAUUUACCCGAGCAUCGAAGGAUCCCGGGUUAAGCGCACUAAUGGGUUGUGGUGCACUUAACAUAAUGUACAAUAUUUCAGCCCUCAUAGAUACCCAAAAUGAUAGACACUGAAGCUAGAAACAGCCUAACAGAGCGUUGAAUGUGUCUUGUUGCCAUCACGUUCGAGGAGAAUGGAUAGGAUGUUAUUGC